CCCCAACCAGUGUUUUAUAUUUUUGAGAGUCUCCAAUUUUACGGGGUCCUACUCUCACCUCCCUCCAUAAAUAUAAACCAAACGCUCCCCAAAUUUUUCCCUCAAACCGAAGUUCGUAUUCUUUGUUUUCGGUCGAAAUCGUCAGUUGCUCCUGCAAACCAUGUGCCCAUCCGACAGGAACUCAAGUCGGCUGGAGAAGAACAGCCCAGGGUCGGGUUUCAGGUCGGCGUUCGAGGUUCUCGACGCGGAUCGUGAUGGGAAGAUUAGUAGAGAAGAUUUGAGGACAUUUUACGCUGGGUUUUCUAAUGGUUUUGAUGAUGACGAAAUGAUUGGGACCAUGAUUUCUUUGGCGGAUUCGAAUAGGGAUGGGUUCGUUGAAUACGAGGAGUUCGAGCGGGUUUUGGGAGGGUCGAAAGCAAAAGCUUCAGGUUUUGGGGCGAUGGAAGAUGCUUUUAAGGUUAUGGACAAGGAUGGAGAUGGAAGGUUGAGCCAUGACGACUUGAAAAGUUACAUGAACUGGGCUGGGUUUCCUGCUUCGGAUGAAGAUAUUAAAGCUAUGAUCAGCUUGGGUGGUGGUGAUGAAAAAGAAGGUGUCUCUUUUGAUGGCUUGCUUAAGAUUUUGGCUGUUGAUUUUUCUGGGUAAUUAAGUUUCAAUCUUGAGUUGACAUUUUUCCUUUUUGUUUUGGUUGAAAUGAUGGAUCAAAUCAAAAUAUCAAUAAUUGUUGAAAACAAUGGAGUUUUCUAGCUCAUCUUUCCCUUAUGUAAAUCAUUUCCAUAUUGCAAAAUUUAUUGUAGGACAGUUUAAAAACAAAAUGAUUUGUUUUGCUUGGAAACCAUAAUUCCCUACGCUUCAACUAGUCUUUUUCUUUUAGGUCAUUUUUUAUAGGGGUGAUCAUUUUAAAAUGUUGUAAGUUUAUACAUUAUGAUUAGAUAAUUAUAUUUAAUGAAUACUUUAAGAUUUUAUUUGCUUAUGAUUUUGGAUCAUCGAAA
Molecule: messenger RNA, 990 nt
Organism: Durio zibethinus
Lineage: Eukaryota; Viridiplantae; Streptophyta; Magnoliopsida; Malvales; Malvaceae
Source: RefSeq, a predicted model, not a curated record